GAAUAGAUAUGGAGAAAGGAAGAGAAGGAGGAAUGUGGCUUGGAUUUUCAUCAAAUAAACAAAAACAUGGAAAACACAUUCAUUGUUUCUCUGCACUUCUGAAUUUAUCUGGGGAAACAACGAAGAAUGCUUCUGGAAGAGGCUCAAUCGUUAAAGACUAUUUGGAAGGUCCCAAAGAUUUUCCUCAGUAUGUGAAACGAUUAGGAGAAAACAUAUUCAAUGGAUUCAAUUUGGUUGGAGUUGAACUAAGUGAAAACGAUCUGAAAACCUUCCACUACAGUAAUAAUCCAAAAAUUGAUUGUGUUUAUUCGGGAAAACAUACGUUAGCAUUUGGGAACAACCCCCCGUACAAUCCUUCACAAAAAGUAUUAAGAGGAAGGAGAAAGUUCAUUGAAAUAAUAGAGAAAAAUUUCGAUGAGAAGUCUCUAGAGGAAGAAUUGAUAAAACUAUUGAAGGAUACCACGAGGAACUUACCAGAUUUGGAAUUACAGAAAAAAUACCCGAAAGAUUAUGAAUCGUUGAGCUCAAUAUAUGUUGAAAUGGGUCAAAAAGGAUAUGGAACUAGGACACACAGUGUGAUACUAAUAAACAAGAAUUGGAAUCUAACAUUUAUCGAAUAUACUAUGGUAGAGCCCAUUGAUACAAGUAAUCCCAAAUGGAAAGUCACUCGAAUUAAUUCAAAACUUAGUAGUUAAGUUAAGUAGUUAAGAUUUUAAUGUAAUAAAUAAAUGUUUACAGUAAAAGGGGUAUAUUUUUAGAAUAUAUUAAUUUUUUAAAAAGAAA
Leptinotarsa decemlineata (Colorado potato beetle) is the source of this 783-nucleotide messenger RNA. Its product is annotated as transport and Golgi organization protein 2. NCBI's taxonomy places the organism in Eukaryota, Metazoa, Arthropoda, Insecta, Coleoptera, Chrysomelidae. Gene Ontology annotation, cellular component: Golgi apparatus. Gene Ontology annotation, biological process: protein secretion; Golgi organization. The record is from RefSeq and is a predicted model, not a curated record.